AUGGCGUACUCCAUCCACGAAACCGGCCGUCCGAACAGCCUAGAGCACCGCAUCUACCUCAGCCGGGGCUCUAGCCUGCUCUCCCCCUGGCACGAGGUCCCUCUGUACACCGAGCAGCGAGGGAUUGUGAAUAUGAUCGUGACGGUGCCUCGCUGGACGCACCAGAGCAUGACGAUUGCCAAAGACGAAUUCCUUACGCCUCUCAGACCGGACACCCACAAGGGAGAACUGCGCUAUGUGCCCAAUAUUUUCCCUCAUAGGGGGUAUCCCUGGACCUACGGGGCUUUGCCUCAAACAUUCGAAGACCCCAAUGUCGAAGACCAGAUCAGCCGGCUGCCCGGCGACAACGAGCCGCUCGACGUGAUCGAUCUCGCGGGAGACGGCGACGUCGGCCACACCGGCCAAGUGCGCGAGGUGAAGGUUCUCGGGGCGAUUGGGGUGAUCGGCUUCAGCGAGACGGACUGGAAGAUCGUGGCGAUCGACACGCGCAGCGAGCUGGCGGAGAGGAUGCAGGAGAUCGAGGAUGUGGAAACACACAUGCCUGGCUUUUUGGGCACCAUCAAGGAAUGGUUCCGUGUCUAUCCCCUCGCCGAGGGGGGAUGUACGAACCAGGACGUCUUCCGGGGGGAACUGGAAUUGGCAAAGGGGAAGGCGUUCGCCUCUAUGCUCAUCGAACGCAGCCAUCAGAGCUGGAACAAGAUCGAGACCAAAACAAGGUAA
Molecule: messenger RNA, 720 nt
Organism: Penicilliopsis zonata CBS 506.65
Lineage: Eukaryota; Fungi; Ascomycota; Eurotiomycetes; Eurotiales; Aspergillaceae
Exons: 4
Coding region: 1-720 (239 amino acids)
Biological process (GO): phosphate-containing compound metabolic process
Cellular component (GO): cytoplasm; nucleus
Molecular function (GO): inorganic diphosphate phosphatase activity; magnesium ion binding
Source: RefSeq, a predicted model, not a curated record